AUGUCUCUCAAAGACAAUCGCUUGACUGAUGCUUUCAAAGUUGAAGUCCAAUUGGCUGGAAUUGGCCAAAAUCUUACUUCCAUUGGAACUACUCUUCACUACCAGGUGGCAUACAAACUCCAAGAUCACACUCUGAAUCUUUCUUUGCCAACAACUGAAGAAGUAUUAUUGGUCUCGGUAGACUCUACCCAAGUUCCAACAUGCACUCAUAUUCCAAGACAAAUCUCUACAGAUGAUCUUAUGAAGAUUUUGCCCAGUUCACGGAUAACAAACUAUGAGAUGCUCCACCAACCUCAAAAUGAUGUUCAGACUCUUACUGAACCAUCUUAUCACAAAAAAGAAGAUGACUCUGUCGAAAUAGUCUUUGACAGAACUCAAACAAAGACUCCUAAUUGCUUUACUACCCAGUACAUGACGACUUUUGUCACACUAACUGAUGUUGAAAUCCAAUCCUUUAAUUCUCAAGGCAACCCUAUUUAUGCUUUUGAAUCUUUGGAUGGACAUAAGUAUUGGGAAGUUUGCGACUGCAAAAGCUGCCUAAAAAUAGAAGAAGACCUCCCAAAGUGGCGUCUUAGCUCAGAUUAA
This is a messenger RNA of Humulus lupulus (European hop), 585 nucleotides long. RefSeq lists its product as uncharacterized. NCBI's taxonomy places the organism in Eukaryota, Viridiplantae, Streptophyta, Magnoliopsida, Rosales, Cannabaceae. Bases 1 to 585 code for a protein of 194 amino acids. The transcript has a single exon. The record is from RefSeq and is a predicted model, not a curated record.